Molecule: messenger RNA, 1767 nt
Organism: Centropristis striata (black sea bass)
Lineage: Eukaryota; Metazoa; Chordata; Actinopteri; Perciformes; Serranidae
Gene: c1qtnf2
Product: C1q and TNF related 2
Exons: 4
Coding region: 517-1446 (309 amino acids)
Molecular function (GO): protein binding
Source: RefSeq, a predicted model, not a curated record
UAAUCAGAAGCACAUGGAAAUCUCACUUUUUACAAAGUAUUCCAGCAUGUUUUCAUUCUUUAACAGUUAUGGCUAAACACAAGUCUACAAUACAGUAUAUGCAGGUUUAUUAUGAACUGAUUUUUGUGUGAUUGUGUCUUUUUUGUUGUUGUUGCUAAUAGUUUCUCAUAGAAACCUGCAACACAACAUCCAGUUAUGUAAGUUCUGCCCACAUGGUUUGAGUUAAAGGUGAAUACAGUAGAUCUCUAAACACAAGGCACUGCCUCACGCAGCAGCUGGAACAUUUUUAUUGGUCUCUCAGCUCUUGGCUCUGCAUCACAACCAUAAAUACAAACACAUCUGGUAAUAUUCAUAGUGCAAUUUAUACACUUUUAUACUGCGGACCACCUUCUGUCUGCGCUUCAAAAAUCUAUUUUCUCUUCUCUUGAAGAAUGCUAUCUCACUCGAUUAUUGGAAAAUCAUGUAGGAAAGUUAGUGAACUUACGUGCAGAAAAAGGACUUGGACAGAGCUGAAAAAUGCCCAUGGGUCAUAAUUUCUUCACUGUGACCAUCAUGCUCCAGAUGUGUGCGAUGUUGUGUUUCCUGUCCGUUGUCUUCUCCCAGGCAACAUCUUUGUUGCCCAAGAAAGGUCGCAACAUUACCAUCCACUCCUCCCAGCUGGUCUGCAGUCUGCCUGGCCCAGCAGGGCUAGCCGGGACCCCUGGAGCCCCUGGAUCACCAGGGGUGAUGGGCCCCAUGGGGCCCCCGGGGAAGGAUGGCCCCGACGGGAAGGAUGGAGAGAAGGGAGAAAAGGGAAAUGGAGGUGAUCCAGGAAGGACAGGGAACCAAGGCAAGCCAGGUGUGCAGGGACGUGAAGGUAUCAUCGGCAAAGCUGGACCUCGAGGACUGAAGGGGCUACGAGGAAUACCAGGGGUGGCUGGAAAAAGAGGAGUUAAAGGGGAGCACGGGGAUGUGGGCGAGCAGGGAGCUCCAGGGAAAUGUAACUGUGGCAGUGCGGCCCGAUCAGCCUUCUCUGUGGCGGUGACAAAGAGCUACCCUAAGGAACGACUGCCCAUCCGCUUCAGCCGGAUCCUGCUGAACGAGGGGGAUCACUACAACGCCAGCAGUGGGAAGUUUGUGUGUGCUGUCCCCGGGGUCUAUUAUUUCACUUAUGAUAUAACUCUGGCAAACAAGCACCUGGCCAUCGGGCUGGUCCACAACGGACAGUACAAGAUCAAGACAUUUGAUGCAAACACAGGAAACCAUGAUGUGGCGUCUGGGUCCACUGUUCUCCGUCUGCAGCAGGCGGACCAGGUGUGGCUGCAGAUCUUCUACUCUGAGCAGAACGGACUCUUCUUUGACCCUUUCUGGACAGACAGCACCUUCACUGGCUUCCUUAUCUAUGCUGACCAGGACUAUCUCAACGAGGCUGAUAGAAAAGCUAAUGGUCAGGAUGACAGUCAAUGAUGAGAUGUCUUUGUUGUAUUUUAAUAUUUAGCUUAAUUUCAUAUCACAAUGUUCUGAACAUUUGAAAAAUAUAGCUCCACAACAGCAGGCCUCUGUGAAUAUCCGUCGGUUAAUUAACAAGUUCUGACACCAGGGGGCACAUGAGGACAGAAAAGUCAACCACAGUUAGGUAACUGUUAUUAAACAGCCUUGAGUUUUAGCUGCAUUAUCCUGCAGUAUCCUUCAUGGUGCUAUGAUUCUGACAAAAUAUUUUUACAUUCAUUUUUACAUUUUUUACAUUUUACAUUCCUUUGGCUUGUUUAGAUGUAUCUUAUCUGUGUG